This is a messenger RNA of Drosophila novamexicana, 1423 nucleotides long. RefSeq names its product putative ribosome-binding factor A, mitochondrial. The record is from RefSeq and is a predicted model, not a curated record. NCBI's taxonomy places the organism in Eukaryota, Metazoa, Arthropoda, Insecta, Diptera, Drosophilidae. The transcript has a single exon. Gene Ontology annotation, biological process: rRNA processing. The coding region runs from base 56 to 1261 and encodes 401 amino acids.
GAAUAGGAGAGAAGGAGGACUGACAAUUUAAACAAAACAAGCAGCCAAACAACAAAUGUUGCGCAACCGACUGCUGCCACUGCGAUAUGCCACGAGCAGUGCUCAGCCCCAGCUCCAGCUCCAGCUCCAAUUGGCACAGAUCAGCGCGUGGCAGCGUACAAAGAGCAGCAACGCGGGCAGCACGAAUGCAACGCGCCAGAGCAAGAUUCUGGGCAAGCUGUUUGGCAACCGGGUGGCGGGCACAAAGAAGCGCUGGUAUCCCAGCCAUGAUGCCAGCGGCAGCAGCUCGGGCAGCGGCUAUCAGCCGCCGAGCGUUGUUUUUCAGGCAUCGCAAUUUGGCAAAAGCAAUUCGCCCGGCUCCAAGCACAAUACACGUCGCAUGUCCGUGCUGAACAAGCUGUUUAUGACGCACAUCACCGACCUGUUGGCUACUGGGGAGGCGGCCGAGUCCAUACUGGGCCGUGGCCUGCAGGUGUCGCGCGUGAAGAUCAGCUCGGACUUCUCCUGCAUCAAUGUCUAUUGGCUGGGCACCGGGCAGCUGCACAACGAUGCCCAGCUGGACGCGAAUCUGUCACGUUGCAGCGGCCAGCUGCGCCACGAGCUCUCCCAGCUGCGGCUCAUGGGCGAGGUGCCACGCAUCAAGUUUGUGCGCGACAAAACUGGCAGCAAUAUCAACAGCGUCGAGGGAAUUCUGCGCACGCUUAACCUGAGCCAGCCGGAGAAGGAGACGGAGACGGAGGAGCAGGACGGGCAGCAGCAUUCAACUUAUGAUACGGCACAGACGGCGCGACUAGAAUUUUAUGGCACUGCCGCACCGUCGCCGCAGGUCACAGCAGCCAUGCCCGAAAUGAGGCAUGAUGUGCUCGGCCUGGAUCAUCGCCUAAUCAUGGACAAGAUUCUGACCAAGAUGCGCAAAUCCAAGAGCGCCUGGGAGCAGCAUCAACAGCAGCAACAGUCCGAACAGCCAUCAAGCGCGGAGCCGGAGCUGGCGCGCAUGCAACGCAAAAUGGCCGAGGCAGAGGCCGAGGCCGAGGCAUUGGCCUCCAGCAACCGGAGCCAGUUUGAGGCGUUUCUGGCCAAGAGACGCGGGCGCAAACAAACGCCGGAACGCAAGAAGCAUCAACGGGACCUGGAGGACUGGACGGCAGCGGCGUCCACACCAGACUUCGAUGAGCUGCAGGCGCUCACGCCGGAGCAGCGCAAGCGCUACACCCAGGAGGACUACAUACUGGAGGAUGCCAAGGACUAUCGCAAUUCGUAGUCCUUCGCGUAGUUUCCAUCGAAGCAUAGAAUGUUACUAGAUGUAAGCUAGUUUCGAUGUCCUAACUAUAUAGCUAAUCGUUCAGUUUCAAAUAUAGCCUGUUUAACUUAAUUUAAGCAGCUUCAGCAUGAAUGAAUAUAUAUCAACUAUUUAUAUAGGGAU